This is a messenger RNA of Penicillium argentinense, 1818 nucleotides long. RefSeq lists its product as uncharacterized. Gene Ontology annotation, biological process: siderophore biosynthetic process. The coding region runs from base 1 to 1818 and encodes 605 amino acids. The record is from RefSeq and is a predicted model, not a curated record. The transcript is spliced from 3 exons. Lineage: Eukaryota; Fungi; Ascomycota; Eurotiomycetes; Eurotiales; Aspergillaceae.
AUGUUUGCACUUUCUAUCAACGACCAAGCCCGGUUCGAAACCACCAAACGCCUCCUGGGCCAGCUAGUGAAUGAGCGCCUGGUCUCGGCGACUUCGGUGACCGAACCUUCCACAGGAACGCGUUACUUGUGCAUCUGCAACCCGAAGACUUCCGAUGGAUCUGCCUGCCAGAGACGAGUCAAGGUCGAAAUUCAUGCCGAGGCCCGUGUCAAAUCGAAGGAUGGGUUCGUGGUUUCUUGGAUCCGACCUCAGAUUCUAGAGCCGAGGGUGCUCUUAUGCGACAAGGACGAAGAAAUUUCCGAGUUGGAUCCCAAAAGAGUGUUCAGAUUUAUUUCACCGUGGCUUGCAGACGAUUCAAAUGGGGAAGCUACUCAGCGAGUCGAGGCGGAAUUGGAACUUGCUGCUGCUUUUCAAGUGAAAUGGCUCGAAAGAAACAUGUCUUCUCGACCACCUAGCAUAGGGUCUCGAACAAUCGAUUGGGAGCAGGCCGUCACAUUUGGCCAUCCAAAUCAUCCAGUACGUCCCCUUCAGGACUGGGAGGCCCGGAAGCUGACAUCUCCCAUCUCAAAGAUGCAUAGGUGCUGCAGGUCCUUACCAUCAAUACCUAGCGUCAGCCCAAAUGAUCUUUCCACCCUCCUCUCGCCCAACAUCGCUUUCGUAUCAGUCCCCCAAGACGAUAUCCUCGUAAAGGGACCAUUCGAACAAUCUCUCCGACCUUUACUUGAGCGCCUCCAAGUGCCUCCACCGGCGGAAGACGAUCGACUUGUCAUCCCUUGCUUUGAGCGCCAGCUCCCGCUGAUAUACAAGUCAUUCCCGCGAGUCACCCUUCUGAAGGUUUUCACAGGAUGUGCGGAUGCGGAAGCCAGCAUUCGAUCUGUUCGCCUCAAACCACAUAUUGCAUCGCCCUAUUUAUUCAAAAUGUCGCUUGCCUGUCAGAUCACGGCCGCAUUGAGGAUAAUUACUCCGUGGGAUGUUUUUCAGACAGCUCAGACGACAAAGAUCUUGGAUAAGAUCCGGCCGAGCUUUUGGGUGUUCAGAGAAAUCGCUGCUGUGUGUGGCAGUCAAAAUAAUUACAGAGAGGCGUCCGACAUGGCUUGUAUUCUGAGAGAGGAUCUCGAGCUUCGGGCAAGGGAUAAUGAUGAAACGAUGAUUAUUGUGGGGUCGCUUGUUGAGCCCAUACCCGGGAGCUCCCAGACUCGACUGGAAAGGCUGUUCGGACUGGACACUAUCGACCAAAAGCGAAAGUGGAUGAGAAAUUAUACGAGAACACUUUUCGAAGCUGUUUUCCCGAUUCUAUCUGAAUAUGGAAUCUCAUUGGAGGGUCAUCUGCAGAAUUUCGUCGUUCGGGUCUGCAAUAAGACAAAGGACAUCAAAGGUCUCGCUUACAGGGAUUUCGGGGGAGUGCUGAUGCACAAAUCUACCUUGCGCGAGAAAGGGUUCAAUGUCGACUGGAUGCAUCCAAACGGACGAAUCCUUACCGACGAUCGUGAAUUUAUCUGGCAGCAGACUCACCACACGGUCAUUCAGAGCCAUGUUGGAAACGUGCUUCACGCCCUUCGUCUAGAGACAAAUGGAGGAUGGGCGAUUGUUAGAGAAGAGCUGACACAUAUACUGAUUGAGAGAGACCGCAGUGAGACCAAAAAGAAGGUAUACGAGUAUAUGACCAGGGAAUUCAUGGAUGUAAAGUGUUAUUUUGAUAUGAGGAUCAAGGAUACGCGGUUGGUGAGUAAUCUUGCCUCAUUUUUGUCACGAGAAAUUCUAAUAGAGCCGGUUUUCAAGGAAAUCAUGAAACAGAUUCCGAACAUCCUAUUAUCUUGA